This is a messenger RNA of Paraglomus occultum, 267 nucleotides long. The record is from the annotation of a GenBank genome assembly. Lineage: Eukaryota; Fungi; Glomeromycota; Glomeromycetes; Paraglomerales; Paraglomeraceae.
AUGGGCUUUGAUGCAAAUAAUAAUAUAAUAUAUAGCAGCAGAUGGUUUAGAUCACUGGCAAAGGGGGAGAUGGUGGAAAUGUGGGAGAAAGAUGAUGAAGCAUCAGACAUCAAUUUGUUCUUAACUGAAUACACGUUAAUUACUGAUGCUAAUUACUUCCUCCUCGCACAUCAGUCUGGCAACAAUCAAUUCGUUGGUCUAAUUGUGUCGUCGGCGUAUGAUCUGGGCGUGUGCAUAUACUAUGUCACUGUACGGGCUAUGCUAUGA